Clonostachys rhizophaga is the source of this 2139-nucleotide messenger RNA. The record is from the annotation of a GenBank genome assembly. Lineage: Eukaryota; Fungi; Ascomycota; Sordariomycetes; Hypocreales; Bionectriaceae.
AUGUCUUUAUAUGAGUAUUCCAAGCUAGUCGACGACGAUAUUCGAAUACUCACAUUGCUACCUGGUCAACCUGAGUCUGACAUCAAGAUCAUAAUUCACCAUGCGUCACUCAGGGCCACGAGAGAGGAACCUCGUCAGCACGGGCCUUUGAAUGACCUGCAGAAAAGCUUGCCAUCCGGUUGGGAAGCAGAAGAAACCGCCGAGGGCCGAUGCCUAUUCUGGAAUGAAAAUUUGCAUACCUCUUCCUGGGCUCACCCUAAUGGAAGUGUUACUCGAUCGCUGCAUGGCUCUCCUGCCAAUGAUAUAACGUGUUUCCCACAAUAUGAGGCUCUAUCAUACACUUGGGGCAGUACAAGUAACCCGCAAACCGUCCAGGUCCUCUCCCAAGGUGGCUUAUGUGAACUCAGGACACUUCAUAUUGGGGAAAAUCUUGCCAGCGCCUUCAAACAUCUCCGAUAUCCUGAUACGGCUCGGACACUGUGGGCUGACGCAAUUUGCAUAAACCAAAGCAGUAUUUGUGAAAAGAAUAUUCAAGUUCCUCGCAUGGCCGAUAUCUUUCGCUCGGCAGUCCGUGUUGUGAUCUGGCUGGGACAAGAAUCGGACAAUAGCACGCUUGCGUUAUCCACGCUAGACUACUUGGCCACACAGGUCGAAAUUAACAAGGCAAACUGGGUUCGACCUUCGCCUGGAUGCGUGCGCCAAGACUGGUUUGAUUCGCUCACCGAUAUGCCAUAUGACGACAGUACUUGGCAGGCUAUUGCAGACUUGGCAAACCGCCCCUAUUUCAACCGACUAUGGGUUGUGCAAGAGAUCCAUCUCUCCAACCACAAUGCAGUCGUACAAUGCGGAAUAUAUCAGAUGACAUGGAAACGAUUCCGCAGGGCAGUUGUAUGUCUUAUGUGGAAGAGACACAUCCCUCAAUGUGUUUCCUCGAGCAAGCUCCCAAAGCUUGGCACAUUCUGCUAUAACUUCGAAGGCCUGAACUUCGCUACCUUGCUCCAGGUGGUCACACAUCUAGAAUGCUUCAACCCUCAUGAUAAGGUAUACGGGCUUCUUGGACUCGCUUCGUCUAACUUGCUGCCUCAUAUUCGACCAGAGUAUGCUCUGCCCGUGGCAACAGUUUAUCGCAGUCUGUUUCUGGGCUUGAAGUACCACUUGCAGCGGCUACACUUCGAAUUCUGUAGCUUGCGAACAAGUCGGCCUAGGCAACUUCCUUCGUGGGUUCCCGAUUUGUCUGGUAACUUAAGCGAGUUGCUAUCCCGAGCGGCGGGGCUGGUAUCUGGGAUGUCUUGUGCUGAGGCAACUUAUCGCGCCCCUGACAUUCUUGAAGUGUGCGGCGUCAAGGUGGCCACUGUGCAAAGCAACAAAGGGACAUAUCCAGAUGGCAUAACUAAGCGGCUGACAGCACUCCACACUUGGAAGCCAGAAAGCUUGAUGACAGGGAAAUACCCUACAGGGGAAAGCAUCCUGGACGCGUUUAUCACCACUCUUGUCCAGGGUAAACUUAGAGAUCGGUUCCCCGCUAUAGUGACUUGGUCCUCCCUUCAGGAAUUAAAAGACAAACUCGCGGAAGUAUUGGCGGGCUCUAUGGGUUCUUCUGACGAGCCUACCAGAAAUGUUGAUAUUAGUAGCUAUGCCCAUGAACUCCGGUUCCUCCCCGAACAGGCCUUUAUCACUUGUAAAACGGGAUAUUUUGGCCUGAGCCAUCGGGACGCAAAGCCAGGUGAUAUCGUAUGUGCCUUUCUUGGCUGUCAAGUAUUAGUUAUUCUUCGUCCAUCGACAACGGGGUAUUUUCAAGUUAUUGGUAGUUGUUAUCUCCAUGGGUUCUCUAGCGCGGAGGCCUUCCUUGGCCCUCUCCAAGUGCCAUGGGUCAUGCUGUAUAAGCCCGACUCCUGCGGAGUCCAAACUCCCUAUUUCUUCAACAAAGACACAUUGGAAGAGGUCCAGCAAGAUCCUAGGUUAGACCAGCUACCUGUUGGGUGGGAAGCCAUUCAAGAAGAUAGGACAAAGGAAGAUCCUCAAUUGUUUUCGUGGUUUCGGAACAAGGUUACUGGAGAGACUAUGAAUUCCGAUCCUCGUAUGCUCCCAGAAGCUUUGCGUGAUCGAGGAAUUAACUUAGAGCUAUUUAAACUAGUCUGA